Bursaphelenchus xylophilus (pine wood nematode) is the source of this 375-nucleotide messenger RNA. NCBI's taxonomy places the organism in Eukaryota, Metazoa, Nematoda, Chromadorea, Rhabditida, Aphelenchoididae. The record is from the annotation of a GenBank genome assembly.
AUGUUCUCCAAGAUUGCUCUGUUCUUCUUCGCUCUCCUGGCUGUCAUCAUCAGCAAUGGACAAGUUGAGGUAAAAAUACAGUAAUUGGAUAAAAAUUUUUCUCAUUAUUGUUUUUCUUUUCUGUUUCUUGUACUCUGAAGAUUUUGUAUGAUCAAGAAAUUCGUUCGUAUUUUAAAACCAAAAUCUAAUGCCAUCGCAUUUCAGGCCUGCCGCGGAGGUACCCCCGUUGAUAUCUGGCAAACCCCUUAUGGCAAUGGAUACAACUACAACCAAUUCUAUCCUCCAACUGACGGCUUCCGACUUCGUCGUGCCUACCGUGAUAUGAUUCGCCAAACCACCGCCGUUCCCGCUCAAACUGACACCAACACCGCCUAA